UGGGGAAGGUAACGGGCCAUGACGUGUGGAAUUUGUGGGUAAGUGUGUCGGUAAAUCAUGACCAGCCGAGAUACGUAUCGCAGCCCAAUGAUACUUCCUCCCCGUCCACAUCAGUACACGAGACACUGAGCUGAUCCCAGGCGAACACUGUCGUCUGUCAACCUUGAAAUAGUGAUCUAAAAUGACACAAUAGUCGUCACCUGACUGUGUAAUACUUUGAGGAAUACAGGCCGUUUAUUUACACCGUAGACAGCUUCUGUUGUGCUAAUUUCAAUUCAAACUCGAGCCGAGUUUAGUUGAACUAGUGUUAUUUAAACGGAUCGCACUGACAAUGAUGGGACUCUUCAACAAAGGAUUAGGAUGAAAACACCCGACAGCUGAUCAGGACAAUUCCUUUGUCAGAAUAUCAAAACAUUACUGGGAUUUUAUCUAUUAUCAAAACAACGGUCUUAGAUUUAUCAUUUUCCGAAAAUGAAACUUUCACAAUGUGAAUCUUAAAGAUAUUUUCUGAUAUUUCUAUAGACCAUUUACAUGGUACAGUGAAAGUUUUAAGAUCGUAACUUGGAUUUAAAAAAAAAAAAAGGGAUGGAAGGAAGAGGAGUGAGACGUUCCAUGUCAAAACGAUAUGAUUUACUUCAGAGACUGCUGUUGGUCGGAGAGACAGGAGUUGGUAAAACAUGUCUCCUUUGUCGUUACGCCAACAACGAGUUUAUGGACACGCAUAUCACCACUAUUGGUGUGGACUUCAAACUGAGGCGUGUAGAAGUGGACGACAAAGUGGUGAAGGCCCAGAUAUGGGACACAGCUGGACAGGAGAGAUUUGAGUCAAUCACCAAACAGUUUUACAGGCGAGCACAGGGAAUUCUUCUAGUGUAUGAUAUAACAAGUCGACAGUCAUAUGAAGCAGUGCCGAAAUGGCUGUCCUAUAUUCACCAGUUUGCAAAUGAAGAUGUCCAGAUAAUGUUACUGGGUAAUAAGACUGACCAGCAGCUGAGACGGAUGGUUACAACCAAGGAGGCAACUAGGUUUGCUGAAGAAAAUAAUCUCCUGUUCUUUGAAACCAGUGCCAAGUCUUCAGGGAAUCUGGAACAGGCGUUGUACACAUUAUGUAAGGCGGUGCUGGAGGUGGAAAUGAACAAGACAUUAAAGUUAUCGGACAUCAGCUUCAGUGAUAGGAUACACGAGGGAGGGAUAACGACACUGACACCGACAGACAGCAACGCCAACAAGUUCAAACUGGAACAGAAAGUGGAUUAUCAACACACAAAUGGACAUAACAGUAGUGGCUACGAGGGUCCAGUCAGUGAUAGAGACACAGUAAAUCUUCUACAGGACGACAAACAACAAACAUCUCACACCUGUUGUAGUGUAAUGUAAUGUGUUAUAGAGACACAGUAAAUCUUCUACAGGACGACAAACAACAAACAACUCACACCAGUUGUAGUGUAAUGUAAUGUGUUAUAGAGACACGGUAAAUCUUAUACAGGACGACAAACAACAAACAUCUCACACCUGUUGUAGUGUAAUGUGUUAUAGAGACACAUCUACAGGUUCGUUAUGAUUUAUGCAUGAAAUGUAACAAAUAACUGACAAGUUUGUUAUCCAAAGUCGGCCACUUGUCAUACUGAGUUGACUAUACAGAUAUUUAUCUGUGUAAGUGUAUUGGUGAGGAGUUUGAGUGAGGGACAGAAUAUCCCAAGUCCAUCGAUUCUGGGAAUAAGAGACUUACCUAUUAUCCUGUAUAGACAGAUAAAUGUUACACAUACUCUACCCUGAGCUAGAUUUUUCCGUUUCGUCCAGUCUGUGAAUAUUUGUCAUUCACAGAUAGAUUUACCUGUAUUUUGUCUCAGUGUCUGACUGACAUUCUGUAACAUUUUGAUACAACAUAUCAGAAAUUCAUUAUUUUAUCCCCCUGGUCUCUUGACGCUAUUUGAAUAAACAAGACAAAUGAGCAUCACUGUCUUUGACUGGUGUCAAGGAACAUGUGGAAUUAUCACAUUCUUUGAUAGCCCACCCACAGAGCUUACUCAGAGAGGAAAAUCUCUUGGAGAAAGGUCCAAAAAGAUUGCCAAGCAUGCAAAAUGUUUGGGAACAGAUAGAGUUUUGUCAUAUAUUGACUCCAUGUCUGGUGUCGGGGCCAGAGAAAAACACCAGACAUGGUGUUAGGCCCAGUGGAAGCUCGGGCUAGUCCUACACCGGACAUGGUGUCAGAUCCAGAUGAAACUUGGGCUAGCCCUAGGCUACACCAGACAUGGUGUCAGGGUCAGAGAAAAACUUGGGCUGUCUGGGCCCAGAGGAAACUUGGGCUAAUAUUGUUAGAGGUUGAUUCAUAGCAAAGGGAACUUUCUCCACACAUUGUUAUUAUGUGGAAAUUGAUUUUAUUAGAUAUUAAUUAACACAGAAAGAGUGAUUAUAGGAACACACUAUAGAUUGUUUGUAUGAGUAUUGAGAACAUUGUAGUGAAAUGUCUGUUUACAAGCAAAAAUGCACACAAUGUAAGGUUUUUUGUGAAAGUGUCAAAGACAUCUAAGUGAAAUAUUUGUUUAUCAGUAUACUUGUUUAUGUAUCAGUGAAAUGUUUAUCAGUGAAUUUGUUUAUGUAUCAGUGAACUGUUUAUCAAUGAACUUGUCGGUAUAAAGCUUAAUGUGGAGUAUUACUUAGUUAUUUAUGAAUUUGGAUUUUAAUUGUUUGUGUUUUAGGAUGUGUAAGUGCCAAAUUUUUAUUCAUUUUUGUUUGCAUGUAUGCAACACAGUGAAAGGUGCAUUAAUUAAAUCAUCUUUCAUCAAUUUCAGGAGAGAUUGUUUAAAAUAUAUACAAGAGCCCAAAUUUUAAGUAUGACAUUUAGCUGUUUUAUUUCUAUAAUUCCACAUAUCGUGACAAUCACCACAAACCUGAAGGAUCUCUGAAGUAUAAGAAAAAGGACAGCAUUUUUUUCGUUGUCUAGGGUACCUGUGAAUCAUUAAGGUACUUGAAUCAAAUGUUUUUUUUGACAGUUCCUGAAGCAACAUAUAGCUUUUUGGCAGCAUUAGACAAAAUUUCUCAAAAAAAAUGAUGUAGUAUUAUUUUAGUCAGAAAGUUUACUGACUAUCACAAAUAAAGGGUUAGGUUUACAAUAUUUUUUAAUAUUUUGAAAUAAAACAAUAUUUUUUCAGACAUAUUUUCAUGAAGCAUGAGAGUGGUUUAAGGGAGACAACCAUGUGACAUUCACUACAAUAAGUUUGCAUAAUUUUCAUAAAGUUUUAUGUAAAUUGUCUUGAAACUUGUAAAACAUAUAUAUUUCUUUAAAUUGUAUUUAUAUAUUCACAUAAUUUCUGUUACAUGUUUGACGUCAUUCACAAGUAAUAAAUAGCUUGUUAAAGUAAAGAGUUGAAACACACCAACACUAUUCAAUGUUAUUGGCAUAAAAUGCUGUCAUCCUUAAAAAAUCCUUAUUUUACAGAUGAGACUUUUUUAAAUGUCUGUAUAUUUGAUUAUCUUUUUAUCAAUAUCUUUGAUAAAUUUCGCACUCUGAAUUAUUUGCUCUAAAUUAUUUUAUAUCGUUUAAUUGAUUGUGAAAGGUAUAUUCUUUAGCUAAUUAUGGGACGGAAUAAGGAAUUGGUAACUGAAUUAGUUUAUCUCAAUCCUUAUUGUUUUACAGAAGUAUCUUAAAUUGAUCCAUUUAAUCCAAUUAUCUUUUCCGCCCCAAAUUUUAGCUCAUUUGGUCCGAAGUACCGAUAAGCUUAUGCCAUGAUGCGACAUCUAUCUAUGAAAGGGAACAAAUUUUGCAUAAAUAGUGACUCUGGCCCCCUUGGGAUUCAAGGGGCAGGGCCCAAUUAGGGACAUAAAGGUAAAUCAUUUUACACUGCUACAAGUCAUAUAUAAGGAAUUUUGACAUGGUUUGAUGGAUAUUAAUUUGGUUAAAAAAAAACGAUCAAACUUUCUUUGUGUGGUACUGCAUGGUACUCACAGACAGACAGAUCCCAAAAUAGAAAAUAUAAUUUUGUAAUGUUAUAAUACUGAUGAUCACUGAAGUAUAUCCAGGUGAUGCAGGCCCCUUGGGACUCUUGUUUUAGCUGCCAGGUAUAUGUAUAAAUACCUGUUUUUGAAGGUUUUACAUAUUAUCAUUGUUAGAUGAAAGACAUACAGAUAUUGCCUGUAAUACGUAUUAUAUUACUACUUUGCUACUUUUUAUGGAAAUUGUAUUUUAAAACAAUGAACAAACAUUUUUACAGCUCUUGGGACCAAAUGCAAUUUUUUUAUCUCUGUGAUUUAGAAAUGAACAAAUAAUUGUUUUUAAAAAUAAAACUACAACAAAGUGUACAAA
Molecule: messenger RNA, 4303 nt
Organism: Pecten maximus
Lineage: Eukaryota; Metazoa; Mollusca; Bivalvia; Pectinida; Pectinidae
Product: ras-related protein Rab-13-like
Exons: 7
Coding region: 586-1377 (263 amino acids)
Molecular function (GO): GTPase activity; GTP binding
Source: RefSeq, a predicted model, not a curated record